This is a messenger RNA of Lodderomyces margitis, 1980 nucleotides long. Its product is annotated as GTPase. The transcript has a single exon. Bases 1 to 1980 code for a protein of 659 amino acids. Lineage: Eukaryota; Fungi; Ascomycota; Pichiomycetes; Serinales; Debaryomycetaceae. Gene Ontology annotation, biological process: positive regulation of translation. Gene Ontology annotation, cellular component: mitochondrion. The record is from RefSeq and is a predicted model, not a curated record. Gene Ontology annotation, molecular function: GTPase activity; GTP binding; mitochondrial ribosome binding.
AUGUACCUACCGUCAUGGCGCAAUAUACGUACUCCACUACGAUAUAGCCAAUUCUGGAUAAGAUCCUACUCCCUGGUGGCUCCAUCUAAUGUAUUGUCCACCGAGGAGAAAAAACAAAAACUAAGUCAAGAUAAAUUUCGUAAAGAGUUGGAGGAACGAAUAUCCAAAAUUCCUAUUGCAAAUUACCGCAAUUUCAGUAUUGUGGCACACGUGGAUCAUGGAAAGUCGACUUUAUCGGAUAGACUUUUGGAACUAACUGGAGUCAUUCAACCUGGCGCGAAAUCCCAAGUUCUCGACAAAUUAGAUGUCGAAAGGGAACGGGGUAUUACGGUCAAAGCACAAACGGUUUCAAUGAUAUACAACGACCCAAAUUCUCAAGAAGAUUAUCUACUCCAUUUAGUUGAUACUCCAGGACAUGUUGACUUUAGAGCCGAAGUAUCACGAAGUUACGCUUCUUGUGGUGGCGCAUUGCUUUUGGUAGAUGCGUCACAAGGAGUUCAGGCACAGACAGUAGCAAACUUUUACCUAGCUUACAGCAUGGGUUUGAAAUUAAUUCCCAUUAUAAACAAGAUUGACCUUGAUCUGGCCGAUAUACCUAGAGCUGUUGAGCAGGUGGAGUCAACUUUUGAGUUGGACCCAGAGGACUGUAUCCCGGUGAGUGCCAAAACUGGCUUGAAUGUGGAAAGCAUAAUUCCCUCGAUUAUCGAAAAAAUUGAAGCACCUUCGGGAGAUGUAGAUAAGCCAUUGAAGGCUUUGCUUGUUGAUUCAUGGCACGACCCAUAUGUUGGUGUGGUUAUGUUGAUCCAUGUGGUUGACGGAAAAUUGAAAAAGGGGAUGAAAGUGUUAUCGGCCCAUUCAAACAAAUCGUAUGACGUGAAAGAGGUUGGAAUAAUGUACCCUGACAGAACUCCCAUGGACUGGAUCAAAGCCGGUCAAGUAGCGUAUGUGAUACCGGGAAUGAAAAACCCUCGAGAAGCUUUGGUUGGAGACACAUUUUUCCAGUUGGGAAAGACUGAAGGACUAGAACCUUUACCUGGUUUUGAGGAACCAAAACCAAUGGUUUUUGUGGGCGCCUUUCCGGCUGAUGGUCGAGAUUUCAAUGCUAUGGAUGACCAGAUGCAAAAUUUAGUUUUGAAUGAUAGGUCAGUAACUUUGGAGAAGGAGACUUCCAAUGCAUUGGGGUUGGGAUGGAGACUUGGGUUUCUAGGAUCGUUGCAUGCUUCGGUGUUUAAAGAGAGGUUGGAAAAUGAAUACGGUGCUAAAAUUAUUCUAACUGCUCCAACAGUGCCAUACAAAAUCAUAUACCGCAAUGGAAAAGAGAAAAUUGUUACAAACCCGGACGACUUUCCCACAAACAAAAUUGUAAACGAAGUUGACUGCUUUAUGGAGCCAUAUGUUGAGGCAAUUAUGACAUUGCCGAAUGAAUACGUUGGGACAGUGAUGACCCUUUGCUUGAAUAACAGGGGUGAGCAAAAGGAUAUCGAGUACUUGAAUACGGGCCAAGUCAUGCUAAAGUACGAAAUACCAAUGGCUCAAUUGGUCGAAGAUUUCUUUGGCAAACUCAAGGGCUGUACAAAGGGCUAUGCCUCCUUAGAUUACGAGGAAGCUGGUUACAGGAAAUCAAACAUUGUCAAAAUGGAGUUGUGCGUCAAUGGUGAGCCCCAAGAUGCUUUGACAACUAUCAUACACAAAUCUCAAGCAUUAUCCAAGGGGAAGGACUACGUUUCACGAUUCAAAAAGUACCUUCGGUAUCAACUUUUUGAAGUUGCCAUACAGGCAAAAGUCAACAAUAAAGUAGUUGCAAGAGAAACGAUAAAGGCCAAAAGAAAGGAUGUGACGCAAAAGUUGCAUGCUGCUGAUAUCUCACGUUAUAAGAAGUUAUUGGAGAGGCAAAAGGAGGGUAAAAAGCAAAUGAAAGCCAGUGGAAAGAUAACCAUAGGUAACGACGCAUAUCAAGCAUUUUUACGACGUGAAGACUAA